AGCAUUCACUUCUACACCACAAACACAAAACAAACAUCUAAGAGGAAGAUCAAAAUGGCGAGCAAGAAGGCAGCGGCUAUGGCUACAACGGUGAUGAUAAUGGUUAUGUUAGUCGAUAUGUCAGUAGCGAUUGACCUCUGUGGCAUGACACAAGACGAGUUGAAUGAGUGUAAACCAGCUGUGAACAAAGAGAACCCAACGACCCCGACACAGCCUUGCUGUACAGCUUUACAACACGCUGAUUUCGCUUGUCUUUGUGGCUACAAAAACUCACCAUGGCUCGGUUCUUUCGGUGUAGAUCCUGAACUCGCUUCUGGUCUCCCUAAAGUCUGUGGCGUACCCAACGCACCAACUUGUUCAUAAAUAAGCUUUGUCUGUGUCAGUGACUCAAUUUGCGUGUCUGUUUUUUUUUUCUUUUUCUAUAUAAUAAGAUCGUACUUUCUGCCAAAUGGCGUAGUAUGGGUAAAAACCACCAAAACUAGUCAAAAGAUUUAUAAAGGACCAAUUGAAAA
Molecule: messenger RNA, 512 nt
Organism: Capsella rubella
Lineage: Eukaryota; Viridiplantae; Streptophyta; Magnoliopsida; Brassicales; Brassicaceae
Product: putative lipid-transfer protein DIR1
Exons: 1
Coding region: 55-363 (102 amino acids)
Biological process (GO): systemic acquired resistance
Molecular function (GO): fatty acid binding
Source: RefSeq, a predicted model, not a curated record